CACUCAUCCGUCUCUCUCCUGAUUCUCAGCUUGUAUCUCUCAACAGCGUAGAGGCAGAGAUAAAGAUGUCCUGGACGUACGCAGCUCUCCUGGCCCUCCUCACUGUGCUGCUUGCACUUUCCUUGCCUCCAGAGGCCGACUCUGCCGCUGUGCCCAGCAGCACAGGCUCGGCCAAAGACCCUAAAGGCCCGCUGAGGAGGAUCUUCAUGAAGGAGGAGGACGCCUCAAGCUUCUUCAGAAAGCGCAGCCGGCGAGGCGUGAAGUCUCAGGACGAGAUCAACGCCGAGCAGAGGCAGGUCCUGGCUGCAGACGAACGAAAACGGGAGUUUCACGAGGAGAAGAGAAAUGAAUUCGAAAACUACGCUGAAGAGGAGCAUGAUGAGCAGGACGAGCGGACCCGAGAGAGCACCGAGCAGUGGAGGGAGUUCCACUACGACGGGAUGCAUCCUCCACACGAGUACAACCGCCACUCGAUCUGAGGCCGCAGCGAACAAACCUUUCACCUUUCUAUCUUUUAUACUUUAACUACAAUCUUUAAUCUCUGUUGUUCUAAUCUGUUGUCCCUGAGAGGUUUUAACUGGUAAAUAAAUUUAAACCAGUAGCUGUUUAAGCCCAAUAAAGGAAUCAAGAGGAAAAACCGGGGAAUUGAACCAUCAUUUUAACACUUUUGGUUCUGUUGACUUUGACUUUACUGUUUUCUCUGUUCAUUUAUAUUCAAGAUACAACUUUUGGAAACCAUUUUGUCAAGAAGCUGUUUGAAAAGUGUCCAAGUUCACCAUUUCAAUAGAGGGGGUGUUAUUUUUCUACGUGUAAAUAUAUUCAUAAAUUAGCUACAGAGGUAAUGUAUACAUACUAACUCGAUAUUUAACCCUCGCUCAAGAAGCAACACAUGCAAAGAAGCAUGUUAUUCUAAUGCAAG
This is a messenger RNA of Salarias fasciatus (jewelled blenny), 919 nucleotides long. RefSeq names its product upper zone of growth plate and cartilage matrix associated b (gene ucmab). NCBI's taxonomy places the organism in Eukaryota, Metazoa, Chordata, Actinopteri, Blenniiformes, Blenniidae. The transcript is spliced from 5 exons. Gene Ontology annotation, cellular component: extracellular matrix. The record is from RefSeq and is a predicted model, not a curated record. Bases 66 to 479 code for a protein of 137 amino acids. Gene Ontology annotation, biological process: regulation of osteoblast differentiation; embryonic skeletal system development.